Molecule: messenger RNA, 797 nt
Organism: Galleria mellonella (greater wax moth)
Lineage: Eukaryota; Metazoa; Arthropoda; Insecta; Lepidoptera; Pyralidae
Gene: PBAN
Product: PBAN-type neuropeptides-like
Exons: 6
Coding region: 84-665 (193 amino acids)
Biological process (GO): pheromone biosynthetic process; neuropeptide signaling pathway
Molecular function (GO): neuropeptide hormone activity
Source: RefSeq, a predicted model, not a curated record
CAAACAGGUGGAGAAAACAGCAAAUGGUAGUAUUGUAGAAUUGUAACAUAACCAUUCGAUUAAACUCAUUACCGUAUGUCAAAAUGUUGUCAAUGAAUAACGUUGUUUGUUUAUUCGUCGUCAUACUAUACAGUAAUAUAGUACUGUGUGAUGAUCUAAAGGAAGACAACAUAGACCGAGGUGCGCAUAGCGACAGAAAUGGAUUGUGGUUUGGACCUAGACUGGGCAAAAGGUCAUUGUCGAUUUCACACGAAGACAACAGACCAUUCCUAAGAUUAUUAGAAGCUGCCGAUGCACUGAAAUAUUACUAUGACCAACUACCGUACUACGAAGCACAAGCGGACGAGCCCGAAGCAAAAGUUACAAAGAAGGUGAUAUUCACGCCCAAAUUGGGUAGAAGCCUGGACGGCUAUUCGGACAAACAGGCGUAUGAAAACAUAGACUUCACCCCUCGACUGGGGAGGAGAUUGGCUGAUGAUAUGCCUGCUACUCCACCAGACCAGGACUUAUACAGACCAGAUCCCGAGCAACUCAGCAGGAAGUAUUUCUCACCAAGGCUGGGAAGGAAUGUCAAUCUGACUCCGAGACUUGGCCGUGAAUUGUAUGAAAUAUAUCCAGGCAAAAUAAGGGUCGUCAGAAGCGCAAACAAAACAACCUCGUCGUAACUUUAAAAUAUGCCGAUUUUAAACUUAAUUAAGUGUUUUAUAUAAUUAUUUGGACGAAGUAAAAGUUUAUGACAUCAAAAUUGUAAUUUAUUAAAUUAUAAAUAAAUAAAUAUGUGAUACAAGACACUGAAA